Molecule: messenger RNA, 2537 nt
Organism: Sphaeramia orbicularis (orbiculate cardinalfish)
Lineage: Eukaryota; Metazoa; Chordata; Actinopteri; Kurtiformes; Apogonidae
Gene: fezf2
Product: FEZ family zinc finger 2
Exons: 4
Coding region: 384-1754 (456 amino acids)
Biological process (GO): regulation of transcription by RNA polymerase II
Cellular component (GO): nucleus
Molecular function (GO): DNA-binding transcription factor activity, RNA polymerase II-specific
Source: RefSeq, a predicted model, not a curated record
CUGCACCCACACAACUUCCUCCUGUGAACUCCUGCGUCUGUCACUCCUCUCCUCCUUCUCCUCCUUCUCCUUCUCCUCCUCUCGGCUCUGUAAUGUCCUGGUAAUUCUGUGUGCACUAGUUAAUGAGCAUUAAUCCAUCACCCCUGGAUGCUUUUGUUGUGGGGGGGGGCGCGGCCAUUCGAAUGCAAAUGCGUGACACUGUGACAGUAAGGUGCUUAUUAAACUGAUGUGUCCUCCUGUCUGUUCCGCUGGAAGCUCCGCACACUGAAAGGAGGCGCGGGGGCCGGGAGCUGACGGAGCGGCUCGGACUCACACCGGAGCUGCUCACAUCCAGUCCACCUGCACACGCACCCGCACCCGCACCUGCACCGGACCGCCGCACCAUGGCCACCUCCGCCUCCCUGGAGACCGUCAUGUCCUGCGGAAGGACGGGGCCGUCCGCCGCGGCGCCCAAGACCCUGGCCUUCUCCAUAGACCGGAUCAUGUCCAAGAGCUCGGAGCCCAAAGGGACCGAAGAGGGCAAGAAGCUGCUGGGACUGUGCGCCCCGAUCCCCUGCAUGAUCCCACUGCAGCCCUUCAGCUACGACUUCCAGGCCAAGGCGCUCAUGAACUACUCGGAGUUGUGGAGAGCCAGUUUCAGGGGCACUUUUUGCGGGUCCGCAGCCGCGCCGUGCGCCAAAGGGAGCUGCGGUGUGUGCGGUGGAGGUAAAGCGGAGCCGGGCCUCCUGAAGCAGCCGCUGCUGACCUCCGGGGGCCGGGGCGGGGUGGUCAAACCGCAGGUCAUCCACCAGGCCGUGUCGGUGCCGGGCAACGGCGGUGGCGGCGGCGGCGGGUCCUUGUACUACCUGAACUACCUGGACUCGGCCUACCAGCACUCGGACUCGCUGCAGCUGGCCGCCGGACACUGGUUCUCGUCCAGCGCGCAGACGCAGGCCUCCCUGUCGGCGGCGCACCACAGACUGCUGCUGCUGGAGAACGCCAAGCUGGCCGCCGCCGCCGCCGCCGCUGCCGGGGUGGUGGUGGGGGCCGCCGCCGCCGCCGACAAGCUGCCCACACCCCAGUACCCGCACAAGGAACAUCUGCCGGGUCAGUUGGACCAGAUAGUGAAGGAGAACCACGGCCUGAGCGCAGAGAAGAGCAGCGUCAAAGCGCACGGAAAGAUGAGCGGCGGCGGAGGAGGCGGCGGAGGUGCGGACGGAAAACCCAAAAACUUUACGUGUGAAGUGUGUGGAAAGGUUUUUAACGCUCAUUAUAACCUGACCAGACACAUGCCGGUGCACACGGGCGCGCGGCCCUUCGUGUGUAAAGUGUGCGGGAAAGGCUUCCGCCAGGCCAGUACACUGUGCAGACACAAGAUCAUCCACACGCAGGAAAAGCCUCAUAAAUGCAACCAGUGCGGGAAGGCGUUCAACAGAAGCUCCACGCUCAACACGCACGUCCGGAUCCACGCAGGAUACAAGCCGUUCGUCUGCGAGUUUUGCGGGAAAGGAUUCCACCAGAAAGGAAACUACAAGAACCACAAGCUGACGCACAGCGGAGAGAAGCAGUACAAGUGUUCCAUCUGUAAUAAGGCGUUCCACCAGGUUUAUAACCUGACCUUCCACAUGCACACGCACAACGACAAGAAGCCCUUCACCUGUAACACCUGUGGGAAAGGCUUCUGCCGCAACUUCGACCUGAAGAAACACAUACGCAAACUGCACGACAAUGGCUUCAGCGCCACCACAGAGACCACCAGAGACCACCAGAGCUGAAGACCUGGACCGUCUGGACCUGCAGAGACCGCCAAGACCUGCAGAGACCACCAGAGACCUGCAGAGCUGAAGACCUGGAUCUCAGAGACCUACAGAGACCUGCAGAUUUGAGGACCUAGACCUCAGAGACCUGCAGACCCAAGAACCUGGACAUCAGAGACCUUUAGACCCGAGGACCUGGACCUAAAAGACCUGCAGACCUGAGGACCUGGACCUCAGAGACCUGCAGACCCAAGAACCUGGACAUCAGAAACCUUUAGACCCGAAAACCUGGACCUCAGAGACCUGCAGACUCGAGAACCUGGACCUCAAAGACCUGCAGACCUGAGGACCUGGACCUUGGAGACCUGCAGACCUGAGGACCUGGACCUCAGAGACCUGCAGACCUGAAGACAUGCACCUCAGAGACCUGCAGACCCAAGGACAUGCACCUCAGACAGCUGGACCUAGACUGGAGUAGGUCCUUCAUUGGACCCAGACUCAAGGACAGACUUGAACCGACCCCCUUCAGGACAUCCUGCAGAGACUCAGAGCUCAGACCGGUCCUGGUCCAACCCAGGACCAGAUUCUGUAGAACUUCUUCCGGUUCCUCUUGAGACAGACUGUGUAAAUAAUAGGAUAUGAAAUACAAAGUGUUAUUUAAUGAACUUCUCCAUGUUGUGUAUUUCACAGAUGAAAACGUUAAUGUGAAUAAAUAAGUUAUAACUUAUAAGGAAAAUGAAUGUUUGAGACACAAGUUUCCAUUUUUUGAAGGAAUUUCAAAAUAAAAUCAGUUUGAUCAUG